CAGCACCAUCAUACUCGCACACGCUCAAUAAAGUCUGUUUCGAGCUUCGCGCCACACAAAUUCAGCUUUAGACACCUCCUUCCCUAAUAUAUCUCACAUGUCUGGCAACAGAACAGUGUUCAUUGGGAACAUCCCGUAUGGCGUCUCCGAAGAUGUGAUCACACAAACCCUUGAGCGCGUUGGCCAAGUAAACCACUUUCGUCUGGUGUACGACAAAGAGACUGGCAAGCCAAAGGGCUUCGGAUUUGCAGAAUAUGCAGAUGCAGACCAAGCAGCAGCAGCCGUCCGGAAUCUUAACGAAUUUGAGCUUGCUGGCCGUAAACUGCGGGUAGAUUAUUCAAAUGAUGGCAAAGACAGUGCAGAUGGUGGGCACCAGGGCGGCACCCAUGGCCAUCCAACACAAGCAGCGUCGCUACCUUCCCUUCCGCCUGUAAACGGGCCCCCAAUAGGACAGCUACAGGGCGAUGCGCCAGCACUUCCCGAGGGACAAGGUCUCGGAAACCAUCUGACGGCGCAAGAUGCGAUAUCGCAAACGGUCGCAGCCAUUCCACCUCUUCAACUUCUUGAUGCGAUGCAGCAGAUGCAGGAUCUGUGUCGACAGGAGCCUGACAAAGCAAUUCAGAUGCUUAGACAGGCACCUCAACUCACAUACGCGAUCACUCAGAUCCUCAUCCUCAUGAAACUGACCGACCAAAACACUCUCGCAUCUGUCAUCCAACAGACAGCUUCGCAACCACAACCACCACCUGUUACCGGAGCGCGUCCGGGCCUUCCCCCGAAUCAAUACCCACCACAGCAGCCUCCACACCAGCCAUAUGCACCUCCACAAUACGCGGCGCCAACGCCACCUGUCGGUUUGGCAUAUCAGCCUCCACAGCCACCUCCACAACAGGCUCCACCACCUCCUCAAGCACCUACACCAGAGCAGCAGGCACUCAUAGCGCAGGUUAAGGCGAUGACCCGAGAGCAAAUAGAUCUAUUACCGCCUGCGGAACGACAGCAGAUCAUUCAGUUGAGACAGUCACUUGGGGCGCCAGUACCUGGCUAUGGAUGAACUAGUACACAAUAAUGCAUAUUAAGUCUAUUCGAUAUCAAGCAUCAAAGGUCUCGACAGAACACAUGGGGUUUCGAGCAUUUUGAGCUCUGGGGAUGGAAUUGACGAACUCGAGACUUGGUGCUUUUUGAAACAUAAUGCGAAAAGUAAAAAAGUUCGCUGUAUUAUUAAGGAUUAAAACCGCGACGCUCUCAAGCUUCGUGGAAAUGAUGGCCAUUAUUGUCGGUUAUGUCGAGAAAGAACCCCUUUUCAGAGAGCAUGUAGCAAUGCAUUCGAGCGGUUGAGUGAAAAAUGAGCAGCAGUCUCGGGAAAUCGCCAUACC
Messenger RNA from Verruconis gallopava, 1376 nucleotides. RefSeq lists its product as uncharacterized. Gene Ontology annotation, biological process: mRNA 3'-end processing. The transcript is spliced from 2 exons. Gene Ontology annotation, cellular component: mRNA cleavage and polyadenylation specificity factor complex. Gene Ontology annotation, molecular function: mRNA binding. Lineage: Eukaryota; Fungi; Ascomycota; Dothideomycetes; Venturiales; Sympoventuriaceae. The record is from RefSeq and is a predicted model, not a curated record. The coding region runs from base 98 to 1054 and encodes 318 amino acids.